GGCGGUGCUGCGGGGCGGGGCCGCGCUCCGGGCUCCGCGCCCUUCGUUACCGCUCGGCCGUGGCGCAGCGCCGCGCCGGGCCGCCGUGCCUCAGCCCGGGGGCGGCUGCCGGUUCGUCUGAAGCCGGAUGAGAGAAGAGCAUGGAUAUGGGGAACCAACACCCUUCCAUUAAACGGUUGCACGAAAUACAGAAAGAAGUCAAAGAGAUCGAACAGCAAGUGGCCGUCUUCAGCGGGUUGUCCACGGACCGGGACUACAAGAAGCUGGAGAGGUCCCUCACCAAGCAGCUGUUCGAGAUAGAUUCCGUGGACACCGAGGGCAAAGGGGACAUCCAGCAGGCCCGAAAGCGAGCUGCCCAGGAGACGGAGCGGCUGCUGAAGGAGCUGGAGCAGAACGCAAACCACCCGCGCCGGCUGGAGAUCGAGGCCAUCUUCAAGGAGGCACAGGCGCUGGUGGAGCGCGAGAUCACGCCUUUCUACCAAGGAGGCAACUGUGUCAACGAGGAGUUUGAAGAAGGCAUCCAGGAUAUCGUGCUGAGGCUCACCCAGGUGAAAACCGGAGGGAAGGUUUCUUUGCGCAAAGCGAGGUAUCGCACCCUGACCAAAGUGUGUGCCGUGCAGGAGAUCAUAGAGAGCUGCGCCAAGAGACAGCUCUCCCUGCCGCUCUCUAAUGAUGCGCAUCCUUCUGUCUCCAAGAUUAACUCUGUGAUGUGUGAGGUGAACAAAGCGAGAGGAACUCUUAUUGCGCUUCUGAUGGGAGUGAGCAGUAAUGAUACCUGCAGGCAUUUAGGCUGCGUGCUCACAGGCCUCGUCGCUGAUUUGGAUGCUUUGGAUGUCUGCGGUCGUACGGAAAUAAGGAAUUACAGGAAGGAGGUCGUGGAAGAGAUCAAUAAAUUGCAGAAAUACCUGGACUUAGAUGAAGAAGCGGAUUCUACUCACGCUUAUGAUUUGGCACAAAAUCAGUCCAUUCUAAAAAUAGAAGAAAUCCGCAAGAAAAUGAAGGAAGUUAAUUCUUUACUUUUGAAAGCAGAGAAUGCUUCUGAUUUGUAUCUGGGAUCCAAAGCAGAACUGCAGGGAUUAAUUGCUCAGUUAGAUGAAGUGAGUCCGGGAAAAAAUCCUUGUAUUAGAGAAGCCAGGAGAAGAGCUGUGAUAGAAGUACAAACUCUCAUAACAUACAUCGAUUUAAAGGAAGCACUUGGGAAAAGGCAGAUGUACGCAGAGCAGACUGCUGCAGAACAUCAGUCUCAUAAAGCAGUUUGGACUGUUCUUGGAAACUUGUCUCAAAUUCAGCAGGAGGUGAUUUCUUUUGAUGGAAAUAGAACAGAUAAAAAUUACAUGCGAUUGGAAGAACUCCUUACAAAACAACUUCUUGCACUUGAUGCUGUUGACCCACAAGGUGAUGAGCGAUGUAAGGCUGCCAGAAAGCAAGCAGUAAAGCUUGCACAGAAUAUCCUUUACUACCUGGACAUGAAAACAGAUGAAUGGGAGUACUGAAGGAGCCAUGGCCUGACAUAAAAUAACAUUUUUUUCCUGCGUCACGUCAUGUAGGAUUAUUGUUACAUUGGCAGCACAUAAGGUGUUCUAUGCUUGCUUAAAUCAUGGGGGUUGCAUAAAAAGUUACCUUGGCUAUAUGCGUGCUAUCCCACGCAGUCACCCACUUGCCAUGGCAACUGUCAGUACACCAUCAGCAAUUCUGGUCAAUGCUAUAAGCAAUGAAAUGUGAUUCUCUGAAGGAGCAGCUUAAGAGUUGAUUGAAUUGCUUCUUUUUUUUAAUCUGUUUUUUUUUUGGUUGGUUGGUUGGUUGAUUGUUUGUUGUUUGUUUUGUUUUUU
Tympanuchus pallidicinctus (lesser prairie-chicken) is the source of this 1829-nucleotide messenger RNA. RefSeq names its product BAG cochaperone 5 (gene BAG5). The coding region runs from base 141 to 1493 and encodes 450 amino acids. Gene Ontology annotation, molecular function: adenyl-nucleotide exchange factor activity; protein-folding chaperone binding. Gene Ontology annotation, biological process: negative regulation of protein ubiquitination; protein stabilization; regulation of inclusion body assembly. The record is from RefSeq and is a predicted model, not a curated record. NCBI's taxonomy places the organism in Eukaryota, Metazoa, Chordata, Aves, Galliformes, Phasianidae. The transcript has 2 exons. Gene Ontology annotation, cellular component: cytoplasm; membrane; nucleus.